AUGAAGUUCAUGGCCAAACUUAGGAACCUAUCAAUAAACAUCUCAUUACUUGAGGCUAUCCAAGAGAUCCCAGGAUACACUAAGUUGAUGUCUAAGAAGAAAAAUGUUGAAGGUGAUACUAUUGAAGUCACUCAUAGAUCUAUCACUAUCAUAGAUAGUAAGGUUGCAAAAAAGAAAGAUGACCCCAGAGUAUUCACUAUCUCUUGCACAAUUGGGACGUAUGAAUUUGCAAAAGAUCUAUGUGACCUUGGUGAGAGCAUCAACUUAAUGCAUUUUGUUAUAUACAAGAAACUUGGUUUGGAUAUCCCGAUUCCAACCUUUUUACAUUUCUUGAUGGCGGACUGGUCUAUAAAAAGGCUGGUGGGUAUAUUAUUUAACGUCUUUGUGAAAGUGGACAAAUUUAUUCUCCUAAUGGAUUUUGUGGUAUUGGAUUGUGAACUGGACCAAGAAGUGCCUAUCAUUCUUGGUCGUCCUUUCUUAUCCACUGAGAGAGCCAUUGUUGAUCUAGAGCUGGGGGAGAUGAAAUUUAGAGUGCAAGAGAAUGUGGUCUCUUUCAAAAUUUGCAAAUCAAAGAAGCAAACCACGGAGUUGCAAGUAGUAUCCGUGGUUGAUGUUGAAAAUAAGAAGAUGAAUGAAAAGGAGUUCAAGGAUCCACCUUGA
Molecule: messenger RNA, 660 nt
Organism: Capsicum annuum
Lineage: Eukaryota; Viridiplantae; Streptophyta; Magnoliopsida; Solanales; Solanaceae
Exons: 1
Coding region: 1-660 (219 amino acids)
Source: RefSeq, a predicted model, not a curated record